GGUAAAAAGAACAUUAUGGUGGUGGUUGAUCACUUGGAGCAGAGCAAAAAUAACGACAAGGCUGCAAUCCUAAUGAGUCAGCCCAGCAUUGAGAAUAAGGCUCAGGAGCUCUUUCUCUUCAGCACCGAGGAGACCAUGCCUUGUGAUACUAAAGCUCUAUCUGAUACAGGAGAGAAAAAGUUUCAAGCUAUAAUGGCACUGAUAGCUGAAUGCAUCCUAUGUGAUUAUUGUACUCACCGAGGUCCUUUUACAAGAGGGUUACAAGGAUUUGUGGACCAGCUAUGUGAAAAUCCAGUUGCUAUUAUACGAAGUUCUCUGUGCUGGAGUUUGGUUCAGUGCCUGCUACUGAUUGGUCAAAGGAAAUUUCUUGUAAGAACUAUUCUGGCUUAAUGUCUGCCCCCCCCCCCCUCGUCUCUAUUCUCAGCCCUAUAUACAAAUAAAUUAAGUAAACAGGAGAACAUCAGCACCACAAUUCUCAAUCAAGCAGGGUAAAAGCUUGGAACAUUCUUGAAGAUUAUUGUUAUGGAAGUUGGUCCAAACAGAUAACAAUAGUUCAGGUGCCUCUGUUGAGUUUUCUUGUGAAAUUAAGGGAAACUGCACCAAGAAGAGUAAUUUGACACCAUAACAAACUGUAACAAACUGUAUUAAAUGUUUAUUUUCAUUUAAUAGCAUAUUAAUAUCCCCAUAUUAAUAUUUUUGUGAAAUUACAAAAUAAAAGUAAUUUUGUA
Xenopus laevis (African clawed frog) is the source of this 728-nucleotide messenger RNA. RefSeq lists its product as uncharacterized. The transcript is spliced from 4 exons. The coding region runs from base 16 to 390 and encodes 124 amino acids. NCBI's taxonomy places the organism in Eukaryota, Metazoa, Chordata, Amphibia, Anura, Pipidae. The record is from RefSeq and is a predicted model, not a curated record.